CAGCCUUUUCCCUCCAAAAAUGAUUGAGUGGUGAGCAAACAGACAACCUAUAGUCGUCAUGAAGAUAGUGCUGUUUGAGCUUUUGGUCGUCCUGCUUGGAUCACUGCAUGCAGAGGCAACCUGAAGAGGCGAGUUUAGAUUCUCCAUUUGAAGUUUGGACCAGACAUCAGCAAAAUGCAUCGGAGAGGCGUUGGUGCAGGAGCUAUUGCCAAAAAGAAGCUCGCAGAGGCCAAAUAUAAGGAAAGAGGAACUGUUCUUGCAGAAGACCAAAUUGUCCAAAUGUCUAAGCAGUUGGAGACCUUCAAGUCCAACCUGGAAGAGUUUGCCAGCAAGCAUAAACAAGAAAUAAGAAAGAACUCACAGUUCAGGGUUCAGUUUCAGGAAAUGUGUGCCACCAUUGGAGUUGACCCACUUGCCUCCGGCAAAGGUUUUUGGUCUGAGAUGCUUGGUGUAGGUGACUUCUACUAUGAGCUCGGUGUACAGAUUAUUGAAGUGUGCCUCGCCCUCAAACACAGAAAUGGAGGGCUUAUUACUUUGGAUGAACUCCAUCAGAGAGUACUGAAGGGAAGAGGGAAAUACGCUCAGGAUGUGAGCCAAGAUGACUUGAUGAGAGCCAUAAAGAAACUGAAGGUGAUGGGGAAUGGCUUCGGGGUGAUUCCAGUUGGUGGUUCUUACUUGGUCCAGUCAGUCCCAGCAGAGCUCAACAUGGACCACACUGUAGUUCUACAGCUGGCUGAGAAAAAGGGCUACGUCACAGUGAGUGAGAUCAAGGACAAUCUAAAAUGGGAGAAGGAACGGGCUUGUCACGUCUUGGAUCACCUGCUGAAAGAAGGCUUGGCUUGGCUGGACUCUCAAGCAGCUGGAGAAGCACAGUACUGGCUGCCAGCUCUCUUCUCUGAGCUGACCUCCCGCGACGUCACACCAGAGGAGGCCAAUCAGAUGACACCUUAAGAAACGAUAGGUGGACCUGGACCACCAGCUGGUGACAGCGUUAGAGACAUGUUGGUAAACAAAAUGUGCCUGGUGGGAAGGCUCAUGUGAUGGCGUUGGCAGACGGGGGGAACUCACUCUGAGAUCAUUUUCUGGACACUAAGAGGGAAAACUUUCCUCAUCGGCUCCUCGGUAACAUCUAUUAUGCAACGAGUGCACUUACAUUAGAGUCACUGAGAGCAGUUUGAUUUCCACUCCGCUGCAUAUGAAAUUCAGUGCGAGGUGAUCUGUCGUCUUGCUGGUGUCACAGUUUUGCGGAUAAUUCUCAGUGUACAGAAAAUGUAAUUGUAAAAUGUAAAAGUUUUCAUGUAUAAACAAUAACUUUUAAAGAAAAGACUAAAUCGGCUGCAUUCUACCAGUUUAACUCAACUUUUAUUAUGUCAGCAGGACUUAAAAUGCACUUACAUUUAUUCAUUUAAAUUGAUCAUUGCCAUAAAUUCACUUGUUACAUUGCUCAACCUCCAAUCAACAAUUCAUUCUUUCAUAUACAUUUUCAAAUCAACAUACUCUGGUAAAUAAACACUUCAGUAUGAUCUGGUUAUAGUAGAUCAGAUUUUGCUCAGAGAUAAGUGCCAAGCUAUACUGUAAAUGAAGAAUUGUGGUUAAUAUAUAAAGUUUUAAAUGUGCCAUGCUUAAUUUUAAAUUGCAUCUACUUAAAGGGCCAUUCUAUUGUUUAAGCAUGUUUUAGCCUAUUUACUACAAAUCAUAUAUAUCUUUACUAAAAAAAAAAAGUUUUCCAUUCAUUUUAGGGCAAUAUCAAAAUCAGCUUUUAGAGGUUUCAAACUUAAUUUAGGUCAUUUCUAACGGUGAACAUCAAGCCUACUUUUAUUUUUGGACUACUUAUUUUAUAGAAGUGUUGUGUAGGGCUGCGUAUCGAACAUCUGUACUUUUUUAGUACUGACUGUAUUUUUUUCAUAGCACUGAAAAUCUAAAAAAGAUCAUACCGAAAGCUGACACGUCCAGUCAGAUUCAUAAUCUUGUUUAUUUCCUCGUUGAUCAGAUAAUUCCUGAUUGAAAUCAGAAUUUUGCCAAUUUUAUACAAAACAAAAGGGAGGAACGGGCUCUGCUCACCUUUUAUAUUUGACAUCUUUUAGGGUGCUACAUGUACCAUCCAGUAGCAAAAGCCCAUUAAAGCACUCGCAAAUUUUCAUCUUACAUCACAUCUUUUUUAUUAAAUCAUUACACACACACACACACACACACACACACACACACACACACACACACACACACACACACACACGGUGGAAG
Messenger RNA from Siniperca chuatsi (mandarin fish), 2241 nucleotides. It is a transcript of the gene snf8, whose product is annotated as SNF8 subunit of ESCRT-II. Bases 175 to 951 code for a protein of 258 amino acids. The transcript has 10 exons. NCBI's taxonomy places the organism in Eukaryota, Metazoa, Chordata, Actinopteri, Centrarchiformes, Sinipercidae. Gene Ontology annotation, cellular component: ESCRT II complex. Gene Ontology annotation, biological process: protein transport to vacuole involved in ubiquitin-dependent protein catabolic process via the multivesicular body sorting pathway. The record is from RefSeq and is a predicted model, not a curated record.